AUGACAACAAAAGCAGUUGAUGUAAUGGCAGUAGUUGCAGAUUUCUUUGAAGAGUUGGGACUGGAUUGGAACAAUCUGGAAGGUGUUUGCACAGAUGGUGGCCCUAAUAUGCUUGGUUCACGAUCAAGAUUCAUUACUCUUGUGAAGCAGAAGCAGCCUGAUUUAAAAGGAACGCACUGCAUGAUCCAUAGAGAAGCUUUCGCCUCAAAGACAGUUCCAAAGAACCUUCAUGAUGAUUUGACUGUCAUUAUAAACAUUGUUAACUAUGUGAAAGGAUCAGCCUUGAACACUCGUCUCUUUCGCGAACUCUGUCGGGAUAUGGAUGCUAACCACACUGCCCUUUUAUUUCACACACAAGGACAAAGGAGCAACGUGAUUGUGUACACGGACACUAUCAAUGUUUUCAUGGCUAAACUACAACUUUGGGGAAAACAAAUGAAAAAAGGAAGUACAACAUUCUUUCAGCGUUUGAAUGACAUACUUGGUGGGAAAGACAUCAAGGACCCAUUGAAAGAGGAAAUCAUCACUCACCUUGAUCAUUUGGGUGACGAGUUCAAGCGGUAUUUGCCUGGUAUCAACACUGAAGACAUUUCAAUGAGGCUGGCAAGGAACCCAUUUAUAUGUCAGGUGGAUGAUGUCCCUGAGGACAUACAAAAUGAGUUCUUGGAGCUCAAAUAUGACUCCUCUGCCAAGGAUGAGUUUCGUGCACAAGAUCAUGAAGAAUUCUGGGUUAAUAUGCGUGGAGCAUACCCACAACUGAGCAACAACGCAUUGAAACCCCUCAUUCUGUUUUCCACAACCUAUCUUUGCACGAUGGCUGAAAUUUGGCAUCUGGGGACGAAAAACACUAUCGGGGCAUCAAUCGUGCGUGAUCGGGGUGUUUCGGGGGUCAUCGGGCAACAUACGGUGCAUGUGGGCGUUGCGGGGGAUGUCCGGGCAUCGGGGCAAAAAUUUUGA
Portunus trituberculatus (swimming crab) is the source of this 957-nucleotide messenger RNA. Its product is annotated as protein ZBED8-like. The transcript is spliced from 3 exons. Bases 1 to 957 code for a protein of 318 amino acids. NCBI's taxonomy places the organism in Eukaryota, Metazoa, Arthropoda, Malacostraca, Decapoda, Portunidae. The record is from RefSeq and is a predicted model, not a curated record.